CACCUCCAGUCUCCCAAACCCUAAGACCCGCCCCUCUCGGCCUCACUCUCUCACUCUGCCUCUCUUCCUCGCAGCCUCUCUGCAUCUCUGCCCUCUCACGCGGCCACGGCCCACGCCGUUGCACUGUGCACAUCUCGCCGUCGCCCCCUCAGCCUGAGUCCCCUCCCUCUUGCCGUCGCCCCCUCAGAAACACUGACCCGCUCUCUCGCAGCUGCACCUCCCCUCACGGCCUCACCUCUCGAGCCGUUCCCGUCGCACACACAGCCCCUCGGCCCCUCUCUCAACGCUGCGCUGCCCUCUCUGUCUCUCACCGUCUCACGCAGCCCUCCCAUCUCUCACGCAGCCGGCAGCCCCUCUCUCACGUCUCCCUGUCUUCGACGACAACACAACGCCGUUCGAUAACUUCGGUCCUCCUGCUGCUGAGUCCCAAAAGGUUGCAAAUUGUAAUGAGCUGCGCUUGCCGCUCUAUUCUACGAUAUCUCAAUGGAAACUCAGAGCUUGCUUUCAGGGUUGUGCACAGACCCAACAAUAUUUUCAUCGUUUCGAAAUGCCAAAAAUCCAUUAUUUUUUGCACCAUCUCCUUCUUCUUCGGUAUCUUUUUCUCAGCGCCAUAAAUGGGUCUCCUACACAACCCCUCACUCUUCUCCGCAAAGGGCAUGGUCUAAGCAGAGAUUGAAUUGUACUAAUCGUGUAGAAAACGUAGGGGAUUCUAUUUCACAUGGGAAAGAUUUGGAAAACGGGGUUAGAAGGAAAAAGCUUGCGGUUUUCGUCUCCGGUGGAGGGUCAAACUUCAGGUCCAUUCACAAAGCUUCUCUUCAGGGAUCAAUUCUUGGAGAUGUAGUUGUUUUGGUCACAAACAAACGAGGUUUCAUUUCUAUCUUUGGCUGUGGAGGUGCAGAGUAUGCAAAAGAUAAGGGCAUACCAGUUGUUUUGUUCCCCAAAUCAAAAGACGAACCUGAUGGACUCUCUCCAAGCGAACUUGUAUCUGCGCUUAGGAGAUUUGAGGUUGACUUUAUAAUCUUGGCUGGAUAUCUAAAACUUAUACCAGUAGAGUUGAUCCGAGCUUAUCAUAGAUCCAUAGUAAACAUCCAUCCAUCACUCCUUCCAGCUUUUGGAGGCAAAGGCUAUUAUGGUAUGAAGGUGCACAAGGCAGUCAUUGCUUCUGGAGCAAGAUACUCAGGUCCAACAAUACAUUUUGUCGAUGAACACUAUGACACAGGUCGUAUCCUUGCUCAAAGUGUUGUCCCCGUGCUUGCUAAUGACACUGCAGAGGAGCUGGCAGCAAAAGUUCUUCAGGAGGAACAUCGGCUGUAUGUGGAGGUGACAGCAGCAUUAUGUGAAGAGCGGAUAAUUUGGAGGGAUGAUGGUGUUCCUCUCAUCCGUUGCAAAGAAAACCCCAGCCAUUACAGGUAGCAUAACCAAACAUCAGUAAUCUCCCCUUUUGGUAAGGCCCGUGAUUCCAAUAUAUCACCCCUGCCUUGUCUUUAUACAAUGCCCUACUUGAGUACAUUCAAAUACCCAAAACUGAGAAGCACUCCUACCCAGCCAAUAUAUAUAUACAUAGAGAGAGAGAGAGAGAGAGAGAGAGCCAAUUUAUGGAGCCUGGUUACUGAUCCAUUAUAUGUGGAUGAACUGCCUUGCAAGUAUUUUUUGUAAUGUUGGCUAUUUUUAUACUAAUCUGACACAGUGACAGGCGGCGUUUUCUGACUGUUAAAUGAGCUUUAGAACUUCGGAAUUGAUUUA
Juglans microcarpa x Juglans regia is the source of this 1743-nucleotide messenger RNA. RefSeq names its product phosphoribosylglycinamide formyltransferase, chloroplastic. The transcript is spliced from 6 exons. Gene Ontology annotation, biological process: 'de novo' IMP biosynthetic process. Lineage: Eukaryota; Viridiplantae; Streptophyta; Magnoliopsida; Fagales; Juglandaceae. Gene Ontology annotation, molecular function: phosphoribosylglycinamide formyltransferase activity. Bases 484 to 1413 code for a protein of 309 amino acids. Gene Ontology annotation, cellular component: cytoplasm; chloroplast. The record is from RefSeq and is a predicted model, not a curated record.